AUGGACACGAACCGUCUAAAGGUCGAUGAUCUGCCCAACGACAAGAAGGAGAAGUACAAGUACUGCCUCUCUAUCUAUCUGCAGGUCAUGGCAUACCAGCAGAAGAAGCAGAAUGCUGCGGCCAAUGGCGGCCAAGCCAACAACACCCCCAACCAGCCCAAUGCUGGCACGCCCGCCGGCCAGCAGCAAGUGGCGGGGCAAAAGGGAGCUACUCCUACCAGUGGGCCCUGGUCCAAGCCCCAGUAUGAGUUGUUCCGUCACCAGCAACUUCUGCACGAGAAGGCCAAGAACAACCAGCCAAUCACUCCAGCUGAGAUGAAGACACUCAAAGAUCUCACCAACGCAGUAACACCGUCUCGCGCCAAGGCUGUCGCUGCCGCAGAGAAGGUCGUCGAAAAGGCCGAGAAGGGAUCUGUUGAGCCAGGUGCAGUGAAUGGUGAUAAUGACACUCCCGAAAAGGAAUGGUAUGAGAGCUUGGAAACCCCUGCUGUUCUGAAACAACAAAUUGGCUACGGAAAGUACCGUGUCCAGAAAAACCGGUCGGUUAUCCCGGCUGUGUGGCCUUAUGGCAUCGACCGACAAGGCAUUAUUGAACGCCGCAAGGCAGCUUUGAUUGAUGCAAUGAGCCGUCGACGAGAGGAGCUCGCUCAGCAGUCAGCAUCGAUCGGUGUUUGGGACACUGGAAAGUCCGACGAGCCUACUCGCGAUGAUUCCUUGAAGAUCAAAGUUUACAACGAGCUUGCUGCGAUUGACAAGUGGAGCAAGCAGCAGCGUCUUCGUGAGGCCGUUUCCCGUGAGAUGCUUCAAUAUAGCAAUGGCAUGACUGCGAACCGAUCUCUCCACCGUCGUGUGAAGAAGCCUUCUUUACGCGAGGCACGUGUCACCGAGACCCUAGAGAAACAGCAACGGGAUGCUCGUGAGACUCGGGAGAAGAAGAAGCAGUAUGAUCAGCUACAGGCAAUUCUUUCGCAUCGCCAAGAGCUUGUGAAUGCUGCAGCCUUCCACCGUACUCGUUCUCAGAAGCUUGGUCGCGCCAUGAUUACUCACCAGCAACACAUGGAGCGUGAAGAGCAGAAGCGUGUUGAGCGUAAUGCCAAGCAACGUCUGCAGGCCCUGAAGGCCAACGAUGAGGAGACUUACCUGAAGCUGCUUGGUCAAGCUAAGGACUCUCGUAUCUCGCACCUCCUCAACCAGACCGACAAGUUCCUGAAAGAGCUAGCUGCUUCCGUCCGGAAACAACAGCGUAACCAAGCAGAGCGGUACGGCGAAGAUGAAGAUCUCGAAGAAGAAGACGAAGAGAUCGCCGACAGUGAUGAAGAAGAUGGGGGAGACGCCACGCCUGGAAAGAAGAAGAUUGACUACUACGCCGUCGCUCAUCGUAUUCGUGAGCAGGUCACUGAGCAGCCCAGUAUUCUCGUCGGUGGUACACUGAAGGAGUACCAGAUGAAGGGUCUGCAGUGGAUGAUUUCUCUGUACAACAACAACCUCAAUGGUAUUCUUGCCGACGAGAUGGGUCUUGGAAAGACCAUUCAAACCAUCUCAUUGAUUACCUACAUCAUUGAGCGGAAGCAAAACAAUGGACCCUUCCUGGUCAUCGUUCCUCUCAGUACUCUGACCAACUGGAAUGUGGAGUUCGACAAGUGGGCGCCCUCUGUUUCUAAGGUUGUCUACAAGGGCCCUCCGAAUGCCCGAAAGCAGCAACAACAGCAAAUCCGCUGGGGCAACUUCCAGGUGCUUCUGACCACCUACGAAUACAUCAUCAAGGAUCGUCCAAUUCUCAGCAAGAUCAAGUGGACUCACAUGAUCGUCGAUGAGGGUCAUCGUAUGAAGAACGCCAACUCCAAGCUUAGCAGCACACUUUCGACAUAUUAUGUCAGUCGCUACCGUCUGAUUUUGACCGGUACCCCUUUGCAGAACAACUUGCCCGAACUUUGGGCUCUUCUUAACUUCGUUCUACCCAACAUCUUCAAGUCUGUCAAGUCGUUCGAUGAGUGGUUCAACACCCCGUUCGCCAAUACGGGUGGCCAAGAUCGUAUGGACCUGAGUGAAGAAGAGCAGCUGCUUGUGAUUCGUCGUCUGCACAAGGUGCUUCGUCCCUUCCUUCUGCGUCGUCUGAAGAAGGAUGUCGAGAAGGACCUGCCCGACAAGCAGGAGCGUGUGAUCAAGUGUCGCUUCUCUGCUUUGCAAACCAAAUUGUAUAAGCAACUCGUCACUCACAACAGAUUGGCUGUUAGCGAUGGGAAAGGUGGAAAGACCGGCAUGCGUGGUCUCAGUAACAUGCUGAUGCAGCUGCGAAAGCUCUGCAACCACCCCUUCGUCUUCGAGCCCGUGGAAGACCAAAUGAACCCUACCCGCAUGACCAACGACCUUCUUUGGCGGACUGCAGGAAAGUUCGAACUGCUUGACCGUAUUCUCCCCAAGUUCAGAGCUACCGGCCACCGUGUCCUGAUGUUCUUCCAAAUGACUCAGAUCAUGAACAUCAUGGAGGAUUUCCUUCGCAUGCGAGGUCUCAAAUACCUUCGAUUGGAUGGUUCGACCAAGUCGGAUGAUCGUUCAGAUCUUUUGAAGAUCUUCAAUGCACCGGACUCGGAGUAUUUCUGUUUCUUGCUUUCCACCCGUGCUGGUGGUCUUGGUCUUAAUCUGCAGACCGCUGAUACCGUCAUCAUCUACGAUUCUGACUGGAAUCCUCACCAGGAUUUGCAAGCCCAGGACCGUGCUCACCGUAUUGGUCAGAAGAAUGAGGUUCGCAUUCUGCGUCUGAUCAGCUCCAACUCUGUUGAAGAGAAGAUUUUGGAGCGUGCCCAAUUCAAGCUGGACAUGGAUGGCAAGGUCAUCCAGGCCGGUAAAUUCGAUAACAAGUCAACCAACGAGGAACGAGAUGCCCUUCUCCGCACUUUGAUGGAGACUGCAGAGGCUGCAGAUCAAAUUGGCGAUCAAGAUGAGAUGGAUGAUGAUGACUUGAACGAAAUCAUGGCUCGAUCCGAAGAUGAAAUUAUCAAGUUCCAAGAAAUUGACAGGGAGCGGCUUAUGACGGACAAGUACGGCCCUGGCAAACGUUAUCCUCGACUUAUGUGUGAGGAGGAGCUACCAGACAUCUACUUGCAAGAGGACAACCCGGCGACUGAAGAUGUCGUGACUGAAGUCUACGGCCGUGGCGCUCGUGAACGCAAGUCUACACGGUACGAUGACGGUCUGUCUGAACAGCAGUUCUUGGAUGCCAUGGAGGGUCUUGAAGAUGGCAACGGUCUUUCCUUGGAAGAAGUCAUCGAGAACAAUGAGCGUCGUGCGGCUGAGCGUGCUGCCCGCAAGGAGAAGAAGAACAAGAGGGCUUCCGGUGUUGCUGAAUCCUCACCAGACCCAUCUGUGGACAUUGACGAUGUUGACGAAACUCCCCAACGGAAACGUCGCCGUGGCCCUCCCCCGAAGCGCAAGGCAGAGGAGGUCAUUGAGGAAAAUCCUCAGCCCAAGCGCAAGCGCGGCCGGCAGCCGAAGAUCCCUGACACGCUCAGCAGUGCUGAUCGCGCCACUUUGAACAGCAUUUUGAACAGCGUGGUCACCUCUUUGAAGGAAAUGGAGGCCGAAAUGCCCGUUGAAGGAUCAGACGCGGAAGACGAAGAGCCAAUCAUGCGUGCUAUCAUUGAACCAUUCCUCAAGCCUCCGCCCAAGUCGCAAUACCCUGAUUACUACAUGAUCAUCAAGCAUCCCAUUGCCAUGGACACCAUUGAGAAGAAGAUGAAGCGAGAUGAUUACCAGAGCUUGAAGGAGUUCCGUGACGAUAUUCAUCUGCUGUGCCAGAAUGCUCGCACUUACAAUGAGGACGGCAGUCUCCUGUUCCAAGAUGCGAAUGACAUCGAGAACAAGUGCUUAAGUGAAUUGAGGCGACUCACUGAGGGCCAUCCCCAGCUUGCCAACUUCGAUGAUCCUGGCUCCACCUUUGGAGACGGCCAAUCAACCGGCCUUGCCUCUGGACCUGAUACCCCCUUGACCGCUGGUACUCCUGGAGCGCAACCGAAAUUGAAGCUCACUUUCAGCAACCCCAACUCGAGUGCCAUGAAUGGCGGUGACUUUGAUGCCGACGACGAGUAA
Penicillium chermesinum is the source of this 4086-nucleotide messenger RNA. RefSeq names its product putative RSC complex subunit (Sth1). Gene Ontology annotation, biological process: positive regulation of transcription by RNA polymerase II. The coding region runs from base 1 to 4086 and encodes 1361 amino acids. Gene Ontology annotation, molecular function: ATP-dependent chromatin remodeler activity; DNA binding; histone binding. The transcript has 3 exons. Lineage: Eukaryota; Fungi; Ascomycota; Eurotiomycetes; Eurotiales; Aspergillaceae. Gene Ontology annotation, cellular component: nucleus. The record is from RefSeq and is a predicted model, not a curated record.